Messenger RNA from Aspergillus nomiae NRRL 13137, 1902 nucleotides. Its product is annotated as serine/threonine protein kinase CBK1. Lineage: Eukaryota; Fungi; Ascomycota; Eurotiomycetes; Eurotiales; Aspergillaceae. Gene Ontology annotation, molecular function: ATP binding; protein serine/threonine kinase activity. The transcript has 4 exons. The coding region runs from base 1 to 1902 and encodes 633 amino acids. Gene Ontology annotation, biological process: peptidyl-serine phosphorylation; intracellular signal transduction. The record is from RefSeq and is a predicted model, not a curated record.
AUGGAUCCCAAUAAUAACCGUCUCCACCUGAACUUCGGGUACAACGAGCGUGGUUUCAAUGCGGCGGCCAACAACCGCGCAUAUCCCACAACUCCUUCCGCGUUCCCUCAGCCGAUCUACCAAAACCAAGGCCCUCAGGAUUACAUGGAUGCUCAAAACGGAGCCUACAACCAGGGAUAUUUCAUGGCAAACCCAUACCCUCCUCAGGCCGCCUACGCUCAGCAGCAUUAUGGGCAGUCAAACUUGCAGUCCCCGCAGCCCGCAUAUCAAUCACGCAUGGGGUACGGCGCCAACGAUGGAACCAACGGCCUCAUCCAGCAGUUCUCCAACCAGGACCUGAACUCGAACCGGACUGGCUUCUUCGGUCGCUCAGGCUCUCCGGCUCAGAGACCUCGUACCGCUGGCUCGUCCGCCCCGGGCCAGCAACAGCCUGGCCAUCUAGCCCCGCCAAUGCCGCGCAGCCCCCGUACUCCCGCCGAGAAUGAAGAACUCCAACGCUACCCAGAGCGAUACUCAGAGAAUGUCCACAAACGUGGUAAGGCCGCUAAGGAGCUGGUGAAUGUUUUCUUCCACGAGAACAUUGAGCGUGCGCGCGAUCGUAACAUGCGUUCUACGAACCUGGACAAGAUGAUCCAAGACCCGAGUAUCUCCAAGGAUGCCAAGCGUCAGGAGGGAGAAACUAUUGCGAAGAAGGAGUCGAACUUCCUCCGAUUCCUUCGGACCAAGGAGACGCCGUCGAACUUCCAGACUAUUAAGGUUAUUGGAAAGGGUGCAUUUGGUGAGGUUAAGCUUGUGCAAAGGAAGACGGACGGCAAAAUCUAUGCGCUUAAGUCUUUAAUCAAGACUGAAAUGUUCAAGAAAGACCAGCUGGCCCACGUUCGCGCCGAGCGUGACAUCUUGGCUGAUUCCAAGGAUAACCCUUGGCUUGUGAAGUUACACGCUUCGUUCCAGGACACCGCAUACCUCUACCUUUUGAUGGAGUUCUUACCUGGUGGUGACCUGAUGACCAUGCUGAUCAAGUACGAAAUCUUCUCCGAGGACAUCACUAGAUUCUACAUGGCAGAGAUUGUGAUGGCUAUCGAAGCAGUUCACAAACUAGGCUUCCUUCAUCGUGAUAUCAAACCUGACAAUAUUCUUCUCGACCGUGGUGGUCAUGUUAAGCUUACCGAUUUCGGUCUCUCGACUGGCGGCAAGAAGACUCAUGACAAUUCAUACUAUCAAAACUUGUUGAAGAAUUCCACCUCCAAGGAUAAGAACCGUAACUCGGGAUACUUUAGUGAUGCGAUUAAUCUCACGGUAUCAAACCGUGGCCAAAUUAACACAUGGAGAAAGUCCCGUCGAGCCAUGGCUUAUUCAACGGUCGGCACGCCUGACUACAUUGCGCCUGAAAUUUUCAACGGUCAAGGAUACACCUAUCUCUGUGAUUGGUGGUCAGUUGGUGCUAUCAUGUUUGAAUGUCUUGUGGGAUGGCCACCUUUCUGUGCUGAGGAUACUACCGAUACCUACAGGAAGAUCGUGAACUGGAGGGAAUGUCUCUAUUUCCCUGAAGAGCUUACUCUUUCUCGCGAAUCCGAGGGCUUAAUCCGAAGCUUCCUUUGUGAUGCAGAGCACCGUGUUGGCAAUGACGGCGGCCAGUUCGGUGGUGCCACGCAGAUCAAGAACCAUCCGUUCUUCCGUGGUGUUGUUUGGGAGCAGCUUCGCAAUAUUCGCGCUCCCUUCGAACCUCGGCUGAGCUCGAAUAUCGACGUGUCCUACUUCCCCAUUGACGAAAUUCCUCAGGAAGAUACCAGUGCUAUCCAUCGUGCUCAGGCCCGUGCCAUGCCCGAGGAACAGGAGGCUGAAAUGAGCCUUCCGUUCAUCGGAUACACAUACAAGGCAUUCAAUGCCUUCCAGAAUAACUGA